Messenger RNA from Notechis scutatus (mainland tiger snake), 7067 nucleotides. Lineage: Eukaryota; Metazoa; Chordata; Lepidosauria; Squamata; Elapidae. The record is from RefSeq and is a predicted model, not a curated record.
GAGAAAAAGAAGAAGGGAAUGGCCGCCCAGGGUGACAGCUGCAGCGUCAAGGUGGCUGUGAGGAUUCGUCCUCAGAUGCCAAAGGAAAAGAUUGAAGGAUGCCACAUCUGCACAUCAGUAACACCUGGAGAACCCCAAGUACUCCUAGGAAAGGACAAAGCAUUUACCUAUGACUUUGUCUUUGACCUGGACACUUGGCAGGAACAGAUCUAUACAACUUGUGUAAGCAAGCUGAUUGAGGGCUGCUUUGAAGGCUACAAUGCAACUGUGUUGGCAUACGGCCAGACAGGUGCAGGCAAGACUUAUACCAUGGGCACUGGUUUUGACAUGAAUACUUCUGACGAGGAGGAGGGCAUAAUUCCACGGGCCAUCGCCCAUCUCUUCAAUGGCAUACAAGCACGUAAGCAGGCUGCACAAGACCAGGGGGUCCCCAUCCCAGAGUUCAAAGUCAGUGCACAGUUUUUGGAGCUAUAUAAUGAGGAGAUCCUGGAUCUUUUUGAUAGCACAAGAGACCCUGAGAAUCGCCACCGAAAAUCAAAUAUCAAAAUCCAUGAAGAUACCAGUGGUGGUAUCUAUACCACAGGUGUUACAUCACGUCUCAUUAGCUCGCAGGAUGAGCUGAUCCAGUGCCUGAAACAGGGAGCUCUCUCCCGAACCACAGCCAGCACCCAGAUGAAUGUCCAAAGUUCCCGCUCCCAUGCUAUCUUUACAAUCUACCUUUGCCAAAUGCGUGUCUGCUCUCCUGUACACUUGGUGAAUGGAGACACAAAUGGUCUUCUGGAUGGAUCCCAGCCUACUAGUGAAUAUGAGACCCGAACCGCCAAAUUCCACUUUGUUGAUCUGGCUGGCUCAGAGAGAUUGAAACGAACUGGGGCCACAGGCGAGAGAGCUAAAGAAGGCAUCUCUAUCAAUUGUGGUUUGCUAGCAUUAGGAAACGUCAUCAGUGCCCUUGGGGAUCAGAGCAAGAAAGCAUUGCACGUGCCCUACCGAGAUUCAAAAUUGACCCGGCUUCUCCAAGAUUCACUUGGUGGAAAUAGCCAAACUGUGAUGAUUGCCUGUGUGAGUCCUUCAGAUCGGGAUUUUAUGGAGACCCUGAAUACCCUUAAAUAUGCCAACCGUGCUCGCAACAUCAAGAACAAAGUGGUGGUGAAUCAGGACAAGACCAGCCAGCAGAUCAGUGCCCUGAGAGCUGAAAUUGCUCGUCUCCAGAUGGAACUUAUGGAAUAUAAGGCAGGUAAGCGUGUUAUUGGAGAAGAUGGCUCUGAAGGCUACAGUGAUCUGUACCAGGAGAACGCCAUGUUGCAGAAGGAAAACGCCACUUUACGUAUGCGGGUGAAAGCCAUGCAGGAGGCCAUUGAUGCAAUCAACAUCCGUGUCACCCAUUUGAUGAGCCAGGAAGCCAACCUGAUUCUUGCCAAGGCAGGUGAUGGUAAUGAGGCUAUUGGUGCUCUGAUACAGAACUACAUCAGGGAAAUUGAAGAUCUCAGGACAAAACUCUUAGAGAGUGAAGCUAUGAAUGAAUCACUACGCCGCAAUCUAAACCGGGUUUCAACCAGGCUGCCCUAUUCCCUGGGCUUAUCACCAGGGAUUGGAUUGGGAGAUUCACGUUCCCCUGCCCCCUCGGUGGAAGCUGAAGCCACUGACGUUCUACAGUGGGCCAAGCAAGAUGUUGAGAGGCUGAAGAAGGAGACAAAACUGCGAAGAAAAAGCCCAGAGAAAGAAGGAUUUAAAAAGCGUUUAAGGUUGCAGCAGGGAAACGAGGCAGAUGAGAAUGAGGCAGAAGAGGAGGAAAGGGAUGAAAGUGGCUGUGAGGAAGAAGGUGGCCAGGAUGAAGAAGAUGAAGAAGAUUCAGGGAGUGAAGAAAGCCUGGUGGAUUCUGAUUCAGAUGUCGAAGAAAAGGGUAGUAUGGAAUGCUAUACAGAAGAGAAGGCUAACAAAAUUAAAGCAGAUUAUGAGAAACGUUUAAGGGAGAUGAAUCGUGACCUGCAGAAGUUGCAGGCUGCCCAGAAGGAGCACGCUCGCCUUCUCAAGAACCAGUCUCGAUAUGAACGAGAGCUGAAGAAGCUGCAGGCAGAAGUAGCAGAGAUGAAGAAAGCAAAGGAAGAAUUGGAUUCUACAGAUACCUCUGUGGUGAUCAGCUCCUGCUCUUUGGCUGAAGCACGACUUUUAUUGGACAAUUUUCUCAAAGCAUCCAUAGACAAGAGCCUGCAGGUUGCCCAGAAGGAAGCUCAGAUCCGCUUACUGGAGGGACGUCUGAGACAAACAGAUGUGACUGGCUCCUCUCAGAACCAUCAUAUUCUGGAUGCCCUACGAGAAAAAGCAGAAUCGCACCCUGAAUUACAGGCACUCAUUCACAAUGUGCAGCAAGAAAAUGGCUAUGCCAGCACUGAUGAGGAAAUCUCAGAAUUCAGUUUGGCUUCAGAGGGAAGCUUUUCCCAGUCUUUCUUCAUGAAAGGUUCUGCUAGUCAGGAUGACUUCAAGUGCAGGGGAGAGCCUAAACUGUCUGGUCAGAUGAAAGCUGUAUCUGCAGAGUGCCUAGGACCCACACUGGACAUCUCCACUAAGAACAUCACCAAGUCAUUAGCGUCUCUCAUGGAAAUCAAAGAGGACAGUGUUGGAUUCUCCAUCCAUGAUCCUUAUUAUAAGGAAAAAGUCUCCCGUACCAUCAGCCUGCCUAUCCGAGGGAGCACAUUCCCUCGACAGUCCCGAGGUGCAGACACUUCACCCCUUACAAGGAGGAAGUCCUACGACAGGGGCCAGUCAAUCAGAAAUCCAGAUGUUGGAUUCACUCCUCCCUCAUCCCCUCCCAGCAGACCACGCAAUGACCGCAAUGUCUUCUCUCGGCUCACUAGCAACCAGAGCCAGGGCUCUGCAUUAGACAAGGGGAUCAUUAACCCUGUGGGAGGUUUCAGGAGUGCCCGGACAGCACCACUACAAUGCAUUUCUGUGGCUGAAGGACACACCAAGCCAGUAUUGUGCUUAGAUGCUACUGAUGAAUUGUUAUUUUCUGGAUCCAAAGAUCGGAGUUGCAAAAUGUGGAACUUAGUGACAGGACAGGAAAUUGCAUCUUUGAAAGGUCAUCCAAAUAACGUAGUCUCCAUAAAAUACUGCAGUGACUCAGGCCUGGUAUUCACAGUCUCUACCUCUUACAUCAAAGUAUGGGAUAUCCGUGAUUCUGCAAAGUGCAUCCGUACUCUCACCUCUUCAGGCCAGGUGAUCACUGGAGAUGCCUGUGCUGGGACCACUACCCGGACUAUCACCAGCGUGCAAGGCGAGCACCAGAUCAAUCAGAUUGCACUUAAUCCCACAGGCACUAUGCUUUACGCAGCCACUGGCAAUUUUGUCCGCAUUUGGGAGCUGAACAGGUUUCAGCCUAUUGGAAAGCUGACAGGUCACAUUGGCCCUGUGAUGUGUCUCACGGUGAAUAGGACUGCAAGUAAUCAUGACUUAGUGGUCACAGGAUCUAAAGAUCACUACAUUAAGAUGUUUGAGAUUGCUGAAGGUGUUGGUGGGAACAUUGGACCUUCCCACAACUUUGAGCCUCCACAUUACGAUGGGAUUGAGUGCCUAGCUAUUCAGGGAGACAUACUCUUCAGUGGUUCCCGUGACAAUGGGAUCAAGAAAUGGGACUUGGAACAACAAGAGCUCAUCCAGCAAAUCCCUGCACAUAAAGAUUGGGUUUGUGCUUUGGCCUUUGUGCCCAGCCGGCCAAUGCUGCUGAGUGCCUGCCGUGGUGGGACAGUGAAGGUCUGGAACGUUGAUAACUUCACACCUGUUGGGGACAUCAAGGGGCAUGAUAGUCCUAUCAAUGCCAUCUGCACAAAUUCAAAGCACAUUUUCACAGCUUCCAGUGACUGCACAGUGAAGCUCUGGAGUGCGAGGAAGCUACUGAACUGCACAACCUAGAAGUUGUAAAAAAAAACAGCUAUGGUCUUAAGAAGACUAAGAUGGAACAUGGCUAGGAAGUAGUGUUUAAUAUUCUCAAACCCAGGGCUUUAGGAUGAGGUAGCUGCCUGGUUUUCUGACAAGUACAUGGGUUGGAGAGGGUGAAGGAAGUCUCCUUUUCUGUUUAUAUGUUCAGUUCUCCUUGCUUGUCUGAUGUCGAUGGUGGCAGCCAUUGUAAAAUAGAGCCAAAAAAAGAAGUCAAAAUUUGGUGCUGAGGUUCUUUCAGUCAGAAUCCAUCUGACAAGUCUACAAAAUAAGGUAUUUGGGGAAAAAAGGAGUCAAAAUAUUUCAUAAAUCAAAAUUAGAUUUUUCAACCUAGUAUAAUUAAAUGAGGCUUUCCCAUGAUUUCCAGCUCUCCAGGGAGUGCCUAUAUCCUGCUUAUGCCGUUAAGACAUUACAAUGAAAAUAAUUAGAGAGAAAAUCAAGGGUUACCAGUUCCUUCCUGGAUAGAUUGUUAUGUUUUAAGAAGUAUUUCUUGUUCUGGUUGGUCUUUCAAGGGGAUUUAUGAAGUACUGACUUUUAUUUCUUACUUAUACCUGUGAAUUGCUAUUUGUUUUCUUUUUGAAAGGGGAAAGGAUUGGAGGAGAAUGCAAGAAAAUGAGCCACUUUAAUCUGAGCACAUAAGGUAGUGUUUCUCAGUGGUCACUAUAGAAUUGCCCAGAUAUUUUCUAUUUCAUUUGAAAUCAACCUAUUCUUUAGGUUGAUUUUCCCAGAUUCCUGGAAUGACAGUAUUAAAAGAAAAAAGACAACUAUGUAUUAAACAGAGCAAUAUAUUUAGUAACUGAUCUGAUGAACUUUGAUACCUUCAGAAGAGUAGUUGUUUCCUAAAUACCAGUUAUCUUUUCUAAAUGUUAGAUAAGCAACAAGAAAGAGAGAGACCUAAACUGAUUAAAUACGUUUAGGAUUCUCCUUCAUGCCAUCAUUCGACAUUUCCAGCAAAGAAGUAGCCUGGACAUGCCACUUUCUCUUCCCAUUCUCAAAUUACUGUUUUUCGGUAACAAAAUGGCAGUGACUACAAAAAUCAACUGUCCCCUAUCACAGGAAAGAGGACAUUUUGUCUUCUCCUUUGUCUGGGAACAGAAAAAAUGUGGAACCUUCCCUUUCAGCUUUCAAACAGGGUAAGGAAGAUUUGAAUUGCUAAGCACAAGGGUGUUGCAAUGCAUUCCUGUAUUACUGGGGAGAUAAUGAGCCUGCCUCUCUUAAUCUCACCCCCAGCAUCUUUUUUGUUGUUUACAUCUUUUUUUCAUACAUUCCCAUUCCCAUGUCACAAUGAGGAGCAAACGGAUAAAAGUUGACGCUCUGUGUUUAGAAACUUGAAUUUUUCACAGGAUAUUAUUCACUGCACUUGAUUUUUAGCAGCAAACGUUGGCUUAAGCCCUUGGAGAUCCAUCACUAUGUGGGGGAAGCUUUCAUCUGUGUGCAAUGUAGCUGGGCUAUCCAAGCCUCUCUGAAGGAUUGAUCAAGCACUCUUCACAUUGUUAUAGGAUUCAUCCUUAAACUUUUAACUUGCGUUGUACUCUUCCAUCAGAGGACCAAGGAUUUAAAUGGAUCACUCAGCAGCAGGCUUGGGAAAGCCAUUUGCUAGUAGGGAAAUAUGGACCAGCAGGUUAAAGCAAUUUGCUUUCCAGAUGCUUUGGACCAUUCUACAGCUCUGCUUUUAGUUUGUAGGAGUCUUUGUUCUACUGCCCUGGAUUAGGUUGGAAUUCUGUCCAUUCAUUUGUGUUAUGAAAAUCCCUUUCUCUACACUUAAGCUGCUGAAUCUUCCAUCCAAGUGGAACGUUGUAUUGUAAUUCUAAAUAGGUGUUCAAAUGAUUCUGUGUUUUGUCUUGUGCAAUUGGGGGUGAAGGGGGGGGGCAGCAGGGAGAGGUGUGUGGUUGCGAUUUUAAGAGGGUGAGAGCUUGUUUUGAGUUAACCUACCUCAUGGUCCAAGGUGUUUUCUCAUUUUAUUUUUUUGUUGUUGUUAAUAGAACUUGAAUUGAUCUGGGAAACGCACAGUAUCACUGGUCCCAAUUUCUAAGCUCAAGAGGAAAGUAUGAUGAAAGGAAGCUGGUCUCUGUGUAAUCUCAGAGGGAGCAUUUACAUAUUAAGGCUGUACUUUGUUUACUGCACCUUGGUGUCUUUUGCAGUCUUAUCUUAACUCCACAUUCUAAAUUGAGUGGGGAUGUGGGUCAUACGAUUCCAAGAUUGGAAGAUCUUCCACAAAAACAGCACAAUCUGCACAAUUUCUGCACAAUUUGGAACCCAAUUUGGUUUUUUUUUUUCUAUUUACUGAAGCUUGUGGUCCCCUUUGAAUGUUUUGUCUGCAGAAAUCUUUGAAUAGAUUGUGAAUUAGCUCAACGUUCUCCAUUGACUUACAUUAUUUGUUUAGAACAAAGAAUAUGAAGCUUACAAAAGAUAAUAGUAUUUGUCGCACUCAAUCUGCCAGGGGAUACUUUUUAUAGGUUAAAUAAAGGAUUGUGUGAUUUGUGGUCCUCCAGAAGUUGUGCUUUAGCUUCUGUCUUUCCUCACUUGGCCAGCUCAGAUUCAAGGAAAGCUGGUGGAAGCCACACACUCCUUCUUAAAUUACUGCCCAUAUUUGCCAUAGAGUCUUGUGUGGCUCUUGCUUGCUUAUCCUUUGGCACCAUGUUAUUCUCUAUUUUUUGGGGAGGGGAGGGUGAACCUUGCCUCCUUUACUACUUCUGCUCCCAUGGAUGUAGCAGAAGGGGAAUUGAGCUGAUUUCUUGGGUUUAAUAAGUAUAAUUUACCCUAUUGUUGAUUGUACUUGAAGCACAUAAUUGAGAGGAUACAAAGUAAGCAACAAUGGACAUUUCAUCUCAUAAUUUUCAAGAACUGAACAGGUUGCCGUAAUAAGACUAAUGAGACUAAUAAUGGUUUUGCAUCUCUGCAAGGAUGUUUUAGAACAUGUUAUCAUGCUGUCCCUAAGGCUAAAUCUCUCUUUUAAGAAGCCUACCAAUUAUGUACUAACGUACACCGGCCACCUCAGUCUAGGGUUGGGAUGAUGGUUUUAGUUGCAGUCCCAGCAUACCUGGAUGUAACCAGAUUGAAAUUUUGUUUCAAACAACAGGUGCCUUUCCUUAUUCUGAAAGGUCGGGGUUUUUAUCCAUAGAAAACACUGGUGCUUG